AUGGCGGACUACGACGAAGAUUACGACUAUACGCCUUAUGAUGGCGACGACGACGAUGAGGGCAUCACCCCCGAGGACUGCUGGACCGUCAUCUCGUCCUUUUUUGAUACCAAAGGCCUUGUCUCGCAGCAGACUGAUUCCUUCGACGAGUUUACACAGACGACGAUACAGGACCUUGUCAACGAAUAUUCCACCAUCACACUCGACCAACCGAACCCUCCAUCAGCCGCAGGAGAAAAGGUUGCCCUUCGUCGAUAUGAGAUCAAAUUCGGAACCGUCAUGGUGUCACGUCCGACCAUCAGCGAAACCGACGGAACUGUAACGUCGCUGCUGCCGUACGAAUGUCGUGACCGAAACUUGACUUAUGCAAGUCCGCUCUACAUCAAUAUUACGAAGAAGGUAUCUAGGGCUGUUGAGCAAGAUAUACCCCUCAAAGAAUUGGAUGACGCUCAACGUGAGGAGCUCAAGAGGACUGGUGAAAUGCCUACAAAACUUGUCUGGGAAGUGGAGGAAUCCGCCGAGGACGAUGACACUGGCAAGUCUGAGGACUGGAAGAACAUGGUGUUUGUUGGAAAACUUCCCAUCAUGGUCAAAUCCAAGAUUUGCCACUUGAGUCGCGAGCAGGAGGACAGCCUGUUCAUGGUCAAUGAAUGCCCCUACGACCAGGGUGGUUACUUUGUCAUCAAUGGCAGCGAAAAGGUCCUUAUUGCUCAGGAACGCUCCGCCGCCAACAUCGUCCAGGUUUUCAAGAAGGCUCAGCCUAGCCCGUACACGUACACUGCUGAAAUCAGAAGUGCGUUGGAGAAGGGCUCACGUCUUAUUUCGAGCUUGACACUUAAGCUAUACGGCAAGGGCGACUCUGCUCGUGGUGGCUUUGGCCAGACCAUUCACACAACUCUUCCCUUUGUCAAAUCCGAUCUGCCAAUUGCCAUCGUGUUCCGUGCCUUAGGUGUUGUAUCCGAUGAGGACAUUCUCAACCACAUCUGUUACGACAGAAAGGACAGCCAGAUGCUCGAGAUGCUUCGACCAUGCAUCGAAGAGGCCUUCUGUGUCCAGGACAGAGAAGUCGCUCUCGACUUCAUCGGCAAGCGAGGUAACCGAGAUCAGGCCGGCUUAGGCAGAGACAAACGUGUUCGCGUUGCCAAGGACAUUUUGCAGAAGGAGACGCUUCCUCACAUCUCCCAAACUGAAGGUAGCGAGACGAGAAAAGCCUUCUUCCUGGGCUACAUGGUUCAUAAGCUCCUCCAAUGCGCUCUUGGACGACGUGAGCCCGAUGACCGUGAUCACUUUGGCAAGAAGCGUUUGGACCUGGCUGGUCCCCUUUUGGCUAAGCUCUUCCGUGGCAUCAUUCGCAGGAUGAAUACGGAAUUGUCAAAUUAUCUGCGAAGAUGCGUUGAGGGUAACCGGCAUUUCAACUUGGCAGUUGGUAUCAAGCCUGGAACACUUUCCAACGGGUUGAAAUAUUCCCUUGCCACUGGCAACUGGGGAGAUCAGAAGAAGGCCAUGAGUUCCACUGCCGGCGUGUCCCAAGUGUUGAAUAGGUAUACUUUUGCUUCGACACUCUCUCACUUGCGACGAACCAACACACCUAUUGGUAGAGAUGGUAAGCUCGCUAAACCUCGUCAGCUGCACAACACGCACUGGGGCUUGGUCUGUCCCGCCGAGACGCCAGAAGGUCAGGCUUGCGGUCUGGUCAAGAACCUGUCAUUGAUGUGUUAUGUCAGUGUGGGUUCACCGGCCGAGCCAUUGAUUGAAUUCAUGAUCAACCGUGGCAUGGAAGUGGUAGAAGAGUACGAGCCGCUGAGAUAUCCUCAUGCCACCAAGAUCUUUGUCAAUGGUGUUUGGGUUGGUGUACACCAAGAUCCUAAGCACCUGGUCAGUCAAGUCUUGGAUACUAGACGAAAGUCGUAUUUGCAGUACGAGGUGUCUCUCGUCCGAGAAAUCAGGGAUCAAGAGUUCAAGAUUUUCUCCGAUGCUGGCCGAGUUAUGAGACCAGUGUUCACUGUGCAGCAAGAAGACGAUCCCGAGACUGGCAUUGAAAAAGGCCAUCUGGUUUUGACCAAAGACUUGGUUAACAAGCUUGCGAAAGAACAAGCUGAACCGCCUGAAGACCCAAGCGAGAAAAUUGGCUGGGAAGGACUGAUUCGCGCCGGCGCCGUCGAGUAUCUUGAUGCUGAAGAAGAAGAGACAGCAAUGAUCUGCAUGACGCCAGAAGAUCUCGAGCUAUACCGUCUGCAGAAAGCCGGUGUUGCUCUUGAUGAUGACAUUGGAGAUGACCUGAAUAAGCGUCUCAAGACCAAGACCAACCCCACAACUCACAUGUAUACGCAUUGUGAAAUUCACCCCAGUAUGAUUCUUGGUAUUUGCGCUAGUAUUAUUCCAUUCCCCGAUCACAAUCAGUCACCUCGUAACACCUAUCAAUCCGCCAUGGGUAAACAAGCCAUGGGUUUCUUCCUCACCAAUUACUCUCGCCGUAUGGACACCAUGGCAAACAUUCUCUACUAUCCCCAGAAACCACUGGCCACCACUCGAUCCAUGGAAUUUCUCAAGUUCCGUGAGUUGCCUGCUGGCCAAAAUGCCAUCGUCGCUAUUGCCUGUUACUCGGGUUACAACCAGGAGGAUUCUGUUAUUAUGAAUCAGAGCAGUAUCGACAGAGGCCUGUUCCGAAGUCUGUUUUUCCGUUCGUACUCUGAUCAAGAAAAGAAAGUUGGCUUGAACUACACUGAAGUAUUCGAAAAACCAUUCCAUCAGAGCACUCUCCGUAUGAAGCACGGAACAUAUGACAAACUAGACGACGAUGGUAUUGUUGCACCCGGCGUGAGGGUAUCCGGAGAGGACAUCAUUAUUGGCAAGACGGCGCCCAUUGACCAAGAGAGCCAAGAUCUGGGAACCAGAACCAGCGUCCAUCAAAGACGUGAUAUCUCCACACCGCUGAGAAGCACGGAGAACGGCAUUGUGGACUCGGUCAUCCUCACAGUUAAUGCCGACAAUGUCAAGUACGUCAAGGUUCGUGUCCGAACAACAAAGAUCCCACAAAUUGGCGACAAGUUUGCCUCUCGUCACGGUCAAAAGGGAACUAUUGGUGUCACCUACCGACAGGAGGACAUGCCAUUCACACGGGAGGGUGUGACGCCAGACAUCAUUAUCAACCCGCACGCCAUUCCAUCUCGAAUGACAAUUGCUCACUUGAUCGAGUGUCUGUUGAGUAAGGUGUCGACAUUGGAAGGUAUGGAGGGUGAUGCCACACCAUUCACUGAUGUGACAGUGGACUCUGUGUCUGAGCUGCUACGCAAACACGGUUACCAGUCCAGAGGAUUUGAAAUCAUGUACAACGGCCAUACCGGCAAGAAGCUGAGAGCACAGGUGUUCUUUGGGCCUACGUAUUACCAGCGACUCCGUCACAUGGUGGAUGACAAGAUCCACGCGCGUGCUCGUGGGCCUGUGCAAAUCAUGACACGGCAGCCCGUGGAGGGUCGUGCCAGAGAUGGCGGCCUCCGAUUCGGAGAAAUGGAACGCGAUUGCAUGAUUGCUCAUGGUGCAGCUGCCUUCCUGAAGGAGCGACUGUUCGAAGUGUCAGAUGCCUUCCGAGUCCACAUUUGUGAGAUUUGCGGGCUGAUGACACCCAUUGCAAACCUUUCAAAGCAAUCGUUCGAAUGCCGACCUUGCAAGAACAAGACCAAGAUUGCCCAGAUCCACAUUCCCUAUGCUGCCAAGCUGUUGUUCCAAGAACUUCAAUCCAUGAACAUUGCAGCAAGAAUGUUCACCAAUAGGUCCGGCGCAUCUAUCCGAUAA
Messenger RNA from Metarhizium acridum CQMa 102, 3792 nucleotides. Lineage: Eukaryota; Fungi; Ascomycota; Sordariomycetes; Hypocreales; Clavicipitaceae. The record is from RefSeq and is a predicted model, not a curated record.